CUCUCCUCCUCGGGCUUCGCCGACCGCCGCGCUCUCCCCCGGCAUCGCGACUUCCUCGUUUCACAUCUAUGGCAAUGCCUACUCCUCGGGCGAGCGAUUCUGGGCACCCUCGUGGGCACUCCAGGCGGCACAGGCGAAGAUGGCGGGGCGGCGCUCGCCGCCGCUCUCUCCCAUAUGCGCCCCUUCGGACACAUCUUCGCCUGCGAGCAUGUCUGGCUUCAAUUCCCCGGCACGCACCAACCGCCCGCCCUCUCUCCGCUCGCCGUCACCUUCCUCCAAGUCUCCCUCGCUCUCGACCCGGGGCUGGACGACGCCCCCGUCGACGACGUACGCGAUAGACUUCCCCGAGGUCCCCGCGUCGAUCGUCGCGCGCAUUCGGCGGGAGCCCCUUCCCCUCCCCCACUUCAUCUGAACCUUGCGUCGGAGGAGGGAAGAGGAGGGAGCAGGAGGAAGAUAGUUUGGGCUCGAGAGCCGCCGCCCCGAGAGCCGCUGCUGAGGCACUCAGCGAGGCGCGGGGCGGCGCGAGUCCAAGUAAGGCGUGGGAGUGCACAUGUCUGGUUUUGGUCGCGGAGGACGCGUGGGUCUGCGCUCGUCCUCCGUUCAGAUGUGACCGAAACAGUCAUUACUCACUCCCGCUCUCGCAUUCGAUCUUCGUCCGGAAUCAAUUCCGGUCUCGCCGCCUUCGAUCUCGCCAUCUUCGUUGCAUUUUCCUGGUCUUUGUCCUCGGUCUCUUGGGUUUCGAGCACGCGCUUAUGGCGAGUUUUGGUUCUGCCUUCCCUGGGACUUGCUGCUGCUUGGCUUGCCGGGCUUCCACCCUCGACUCUGGCUCCGGUCUGUUACCUUUUCUCAGGCGAACGCCAGCUGAAGCUGCCUUGUCGGAACUCGGGAGACGCGCAUUCCGGUCUAUCAUCAUCUCGGAGGCUGUCCGACAAAUGGACACCAGCACUCACUGCCCACUGGAUACGUGGAAGACUCGUGGACUCGUCGGGGUGCUGUUUCUCCUUUCGGAUCGGUGGUCUCCGUCUAGGGCGUGCUUCUGGCUGUGGUGGUUAUCUUUUGCAAUCUGUCUGUUGUCGUGCUUUCGCCGGAAUGAAAUGAUCUUUGCAUGAUUGCCGUGGAGAUGUUAGACGCAGGACUCUCAACACCUUCCGUUAUCUUGGAGCUUGCCCGCACAAUCGAUCCC
Molecule: messenger RNA, 1183 nt
Organism: Rhodofomes roseus
Lineage: Eukaryota; Fungi; Basidiomycota; Agaricomycetes; Polyporales; Fomitopsidaceae
Exons: 2
Coding region: 175-1098 (307 amino acids)
Source: RefSeq, a predicted model, not a curated record